Messenger RNA from Phalaenopsis equestris, 1112 nucleotides. Its product is annotated as FHA domain-containing protein FHA2-like. Gene Ontology annotation, cellular component: nucleus. The transcript has 3 exons. Gene Ontology annotation, molecular function: protein binding; sequence-specific DNA binding. Gene Ontology annotation, biological process: regulation of ribosomal protein gene transcription by RNA polymerase II. The record is from RefSeq and is a predicted model, not a curated record. Bases 102 to 1037 code for a protein of 311 amino acids. NCBI's taxonomy places the organism in Eukaryota, Viridiplantae, Streptophyta, Magnoliopsida, Asparagales, Orchidaceae.
UGCUCUUCCCAGCACUCUUCCACCCGAAGGAAACGGCGCGCGGUUAAGAAAAGCCCCACGCCUCCUCCUCCUCUCGGUUUCUCUCCUCUUUCUCCGCCACCAUGGCGUCUUCCUCUGGCUCCAGUGGCGGCAGAGAAGACCCCGAGGUAGGAUUCGCGAAGUUACAGGGAGAGGAUUUCGAAUACUACAUGCAGACAUAUUCGAUCGUUCUAGGGCGGAACAGCAAGCGCUCGGAGGUGGAUGUAGACCUAGCGAUCCUCGGCGGCGGCAUGAGCAUAUCUCGCAAGCACGCACGCAUCUUCUACGAUUUUACUCGCCGGAGAUUCGCCCUCGAGGUUCUUGGGAAGAACGGAUGCUUGGUUGAAGGCGUCCUCCACUUGCCCGGCACGGCGCCGGUCAAGCUUGAUUCGCAGGAUCUUCUUCAGAUCGGGGAUAAGAAGUUCUAUUUCUUACUUCCUAGUCGUUCUUUGUUCGCGUCCUCCACUGUGCCUCGGCACCAGGUUGCGGUUCCAAUGCAUAUGCCCCAGUCGGCGCAGUUGAUUUCUAGGGGAGAGGAACCGACCUAUUGGCGUGGAGACGGUGAUGAUGGUGAGGAGAGGUAUGAAGAGGAAGAGGAGGGGGUUUUGCAGAGAAUUAGGAGAGAUGCAAGGGAUGUGUAUCGAGCAUCAGCUGCAAAUUCCUUGAAAAGGUCAAGAGCUAACAGAGAGGCAGACGACCAUCAACUUAUGCUGUUAGAAGAGAAAGAUGUUCUCACUUCUGUGGCCUCCAUACUGUCCUACACAUGUCAUCUUGGAGAAUGGAUGUCUCUGGCAAAACUCCAUAAUGAGAUGGUAGAACAGUAUGGCAAUCUAUGGCAUCACAGCAGGAUCAGAAGAUAUUUAACUUCCGAAGAUUGGCCUCAGCGAGAAACCACAGGAAGGCCAUGGUAUGGUCUAUCGAUGCUCCUGAGAAAAUAUCCGGAGCACUUUGUAAUCAACACAAGAACAAAGGGAGGUGCGACUGUCGAGUUUGUUUCCAUGGUUUCUCCCAUCUCUUAGAUUCAUUCAAUGCACCUUCCUUUUAAUUUAAAGAUUUUGAAAGUUAUUUCAUUUUUAUUUAUGAAAAAUAAUGUA